AUGGAUGCCGGCUCUAGGAAGACGGAAAAACGAAAUCGGCCACCUGUUUCCUGCGAGCCAUGCCGGACUCGAAAGUUGAAGUGUAAUCGCCGUUUACCAUGCGAUGCUUGCACGAGGCGGAGCAGGUCUUCACUUUGUAACUACGCGACCAAUGCCAAUCGAAACAAACCUGAACCGUCCAAAGGCCGCGAUUUAAAAGACAGACUGAGUACCCUUGAGAAUUUGGUGUCUUCCUUUCUGUCGGCCGAUGCCGUUAUCCAGCCUGGGCUACUUACCGAAAGCGAGGUCACCACAGCAGACAGUGGAUUUGUCGCAUCAUCAGCCGAACAGUAUAACAGGCCCACAGAGCAGAGUUCAACUUUGAGCAGCUCAAGUGGAGGAGAAGAUACACUAACCCCAGAGACACCUCAUAUUCAGCAGACCGGAAAUGGUCAAGUGAACUACAUCGAUCCCAGCCAUUGGCUAUCCAUUUUGGACGACAUUAAAGAAGUCCGAGAGCAUUUAUCCAUAUCAAAUCAGCCUAUAUCACGGAAUGGGAUAGGUUUUGACGUGGAUCUCGCGGUAUCGGACGCCGGUUUUCUAUUUAGUUCAGACCAGAACCCGAGCUUUGACGAGAUCACACGAUCAUUGCCAUCUCAACCCAUAUGCGAUAUGUUGCUCUCUUGGUAUUUCAAUUCCCGGUUCAUGGUUCUGGGUAUUAUACAUCCAACCAAAUUUCAAGAUGAAUACGCAACGUUUUGGGAGUCACCGUUGACAGCACCACCGCUCUGGGUGGCCCUUUUGUUCUCUGUUCUCAGUGUCACAGUAAGCCUACGCCGGAUAUCGAGCAUAACAGAGCCCGAUGGUUCGAUACCUCCAAUAACGAUAUUGCAACAAAGAACGGUGCAAUGUCUCGUUCUCGGGCGAUAUGCUACUGCCAACGCAUACGCACUGGAGGCAUUUCUACUUCAUCUCCAGAGCUGUUACUUCAGCAACGACAGUGUCUCGGUCGAUCCAUGGUUCGAGAUGGGCACCAUUAUAAGGUUAGCAUUUCGCAUGGGCUAUCAUCGUGAUCCAAGCAGCCUGGCUGGUAUCACUGCGUUCGACGGCGAGAUGCGGCGUCGAGUCUGGCUUAACAUAUUCCAACUGGACGCAUUGAUAUCUUUUCAAAUGGGGUUCCCAAGUAUGAUACCUACGGAAUUCUGCGACACUGAGGUCCCUCGCAAUUUGGAGUACUCCGAUCUCUUCGUUGACAUGACAGUACUGCCACCAUCGAGGCCCCCUUCCGAGAACACACCUGUUCGUUACACUAUUGUCAAAUCUGGCGUCAUGGGAGUCUUCAAGAAGAUCGUAGCGCAUACACAGUCACUCUCAGUGCCAGCUUACGACAAAACAAUAGCGCUAGACACUGAAAUGAACCAAUUAUACAGUACAAUCCCGGAGUCUUUGAAGCGGCGAGAUGUCAAUCGCUCCUUUAUAGACCACUCUUGUCUCAUAUGGGAACGUUGCACAAUAGAGGUCCUCUACCUAAAGGGACUUAUCGUCCUUCAUCGACGAUACAUCAGUUACGAGCUGCAAAACCCUAGACAUGAACCCUCACGACGUGCUUGCGUUGAAGCAGCCCUGGAUAUGCUUUAUCGCCAAGCAGAUUUGCACAAAGCGUGUGAGCCCGGUGGGCGGCUAUACGAGGACCGGUGGAUGAUCGUUUCACUGCCCGUGCAUGAUUUUCUUUUGGCCGCUAUGGUGGUCUGUUUGGAUCUAUCUGUCCGCAUGCGCUCCCGAAUGGCAGCCUCAAGAGAAGGAAGGGAUUAUCAACAGCUUGCUGGCAGAGAGUAUCAAGCCCUCCAGACGUCUCAACGAAUAUGGGCCGUCAACAGUGCAGCUUCUCCUGAGGCGCACAUUGCAGCACUCGCCCUUGAUCUGAUGCUCAAAAAGGUGGCUGCGAAUGACGUUGGUCUUUUUUUCGUGAACGAUGUUUCGUCUGGGAAUACGGAUCCGGAUCCAAUUGUCGAUUCAGAACUGCCAUACGCGGAUAUCAUGUCGCAAAUGAUCGACGGAUCGGAGAGCAUCGACUGGGGCCUAUUGGACCGGUAUCUCCAAAAUAUGGAUACGGACCCAGAUGCCGCGGUUCAGUGA
Messenger RNA from Mytilinidion resinicola, 2115 nucleotides. RefSeq lists its product as uncharacterized. Gene Ontology annotation, molecular function: DNA binding; DNA-binding transcription factor activity, RNA polymerase II-specific; zinc ion binding. The record is from RefSeq and is a predicted model, not a curated record. Bases 1 to 2115 code for a protein of 704 amino acids. The transcript is spliced from 5 exons. Gene Ontology annotation, cellular component: nucleus. Lineage: Eukaryota; Fungi; Ascomycota; Dothideomycetes; Mytilinidiales; Mytilinidiaceae. Gene Ontology annotation, biological process: regulation of DNA-templated transcription; DNA-templated transcription.